Messenger RNA from Melitaea cinxia (Glanville fritillary), 2236 nucleotides. Its product is annotated as zinc finger protein 501-like. The record is from RefSeq and is a predicted model, not a curated record. Lineage: Eukaryota; Metazoa; Arthropoda; Insecta; Lepidoptera; Nymphalidae. Bases 13 to 1086 code for a protein of 357 amino acids. The transcript has 9 exons.
AGGGAACAGUGUAUGAGAGAGCGGAUCAAAAUGGCAAAGGACCCGAAAUACUUGAAUUGCGUGUAUAAAUGUACAGACUGUAUAAAGGGAUUCGUUUUUAAGGAAUCGUACGACAAUCACAUGGAGAAACAUAGCAAGGCGAUGGGCAAAUAUAAGUGUGAUAUAUGUAACCAGAGAAUGGCUACAAUGAACAGGUUACUGAGUCAUCAGAGAUAUCACAGAGUACGGUACAAAUGCAGUGAAUGUAAUUUGACAAGAACCAGUCGAUUGACAAUAAAGGAACAUUAUUCAGCCUACCAUCAUCAGGAUCCUUACUUGCACGAGUGUUUACACUGUCACAAAAUGUUCAAGCGGCAAAUAUCUCUAAAGAAGCACAUAAAGUUCACGCAUAUGACGCAGAAGCGAUCGAAAUGUGAAAUCUGUCAGAAAACAUACGUAAACAAGGAAGGUUUAAAAACUCAUAUGAUCGACAAGCAUCCAUCCGAAGCCACAGCGGGUACGAUAAAGAAGCACGUGUGUCCAGACUGUGGCGUCGCCUUCAAGGCUCCGUCGCAACUCAGGAGUCAUAUGGUCAAGCACACGGGCGCCAGGAACUACUACUGCGUCGAAUGUGACAAAGGUUUUAAGUCGAACAACUCUUUGAAACAACAUUUGAAGAUAGCAGCGCCCCAUGUCAACUAUUUGGAAUUACCACUUAAAUGUGACCAUUGCGACAAGAGGUUCAGUGUUCGAAGAGAUCUGGUCCGACACAGUAAUAGAGUCCAUCUUAAUAUCAAACCGUUUCAGUGCGACAAAUGCGAUAAGGCAUAUGUCAACUUAUGGUCCCUAACGGAACACAAACGUUUCACUCACGAAGGUCACAGGAGACCUCUAAAUUUCCCCUGCCCUUUCUGUGAUAAAGUUUUUAGUCGUAAUGCAACCCGUAAGUCUCAUAUACGGACCCAUACGGGUGAACGUCCUUUCGCCUGCAACAGCUGUCCUGCAAAAUUUAGCCAAGCAGGUGUUCUUGCUACUCACGUCAAACUAGUCCACCUUAAGCUGACAAGGGAUGGGAGACCUAAGGAGGUGCCCAUAUUGCCCCACUGAGGUCAGCUAUAUCUUGGGCCUACUGAUAGCUUGGGUCUAAAAGAUGGAUAGCUUGCAAGCAUUCCGCAGUUGAUUUAAAUCUGGGUCGAAGAUUACUACAGCAAGGCUAUGAUUGCCCCAUCGAAGUGACCUCAGAUAUAGCUUGAGUGCACCAAUAGCUUAGGUCUGGAAGAUGGAUAGCUUGCAAACAUUGCGUGGUUGGCUUAAAUCUGGGUCGAAGAUUACCAUCGCAAGGGUUUAAUUGCCCCACUGAGGUGACCUCAGACAUAGCUUAGGUCCACCAAUAGCUUGGGGUCUGUGAGAUGAACAGCAAGGAUCCCGCAAUCGAUCUGAACCUUGGUCCAUCGCAAGAGUAUAAGAAUAAAGAUCAGUUAUUUCUCAAAAAAAUACAAUUUACUUACAUGACAAAUUUGAAUGACACAACAAAAAAUAUAUAUGUUUGGUAUAUCAAACAAAAAAAAAAAGACAAGAAACAGUUUAGAGAAUAAGAUCAAAAUCUCUUUACAAAAAGAUAAUCGAAAUAUGGGCAACUGGAAGUCAUUGCUUAAGUGAGUAAAAAUGAACUACCCCCAUUUGGGUGUCUUUUGGACAUUGUUGUGUCAGCAAAAAACGUACUUAAAACUUGAAUUGGCGAGUGGACUGUAUUGCAGUAAACCUGACUCUGUAUAAAUGGGGAACUUUUAUAUUGUUUGCCGAAGAUGAAAAUUAGGACAAUGAUUACAAUACAAUUCAAUCACCUAUUUGUUGAUUAAAUAUCUGGAUUGUGAUGUGAUGAUAAAUAAAUAAACGCCUCACAAUCAACGGUCCCCACCAAGAUUUAUACUUGUGAUGAGUAUUCUCAAGCGCAAUACACAAGCACAAACACCCAGUGUAAUACCCUUUUGGUGUAAGUAAUUGUUUCUGAGGGAUAUCAAAACUUACCGCUGUGUUUUGUCAGAGCAAUAAUAAAUGUGUGCACUGAUUGGGCUUGACAGAAAUUGUGAAAAGCAUAAAUUCGAGAGCUGAUAACAGAUUAGGAGCAGCUGUUAAGUAGUAAGCAUUGUGUCCAAAGUUUAAAAAAAAACAUCUUUUAUUCGACAACUAAGGACGUAAAGAACUUAAACUUUGUUAUGUUACAAACAAUAUGACAAAAUAUAUACGUUCUUGAGAA